CUGGAAGUCGAUACCAACCUUUUUGCAAUCUGUGGUGUAUAACCAAAACUACACGGCGCGCCAGGCUCCGCUCCGGUCAAAACUAGUUUUAACACGUGGCAUAGCGCGUAGGGUGAUUCCCUAGGAUUUCUCUUGCAAAAAGUAAACUUUGCAGCAUUAUUCUUGGCCGGAAGCAACUCUGUGAUGAAGAGCGGUUAUAUAGAGCGGGAAGCACACCGCUGGCCCACCACCAGUAUUGACCCUCCAGGCUCAGGUAGUCCGCCAUUGGUCUAGGACGGUGUAAGGCUCGGCUGGCUGGCUGUGAAGAUUGGACCCAUGAAUCAGGUCGGUGGUGCUGGCGACGGGAUACCACCGCGGCAAAAUCAGAUGCGGGAUGUGGUGGACCGUGCCGCAGGGGUUGAUCCCAAGUUCAUGGUGCUGCGCAACAAUACUCGACAGAAGAUAUUCACGUAUAUAGAAAGGAAGCAACUAUCGGCUAUCUGGCGGCGGCGGCUGCCGGACCUCACGAGGCGGCUUGAGGGAAUCUUGUUUAGAGAAUACCCAAACAAGAGGGAGUACUACAAUAUGACGAAGGGGCCGAUUGAGCCCACCUUGCAGUUUGCCAUGAAGCUCUCGAGUGUUCAGAACCGGCGACAAGAACAGAACCGACAAUUGUCAAGGCAGAUAACAUGUUCCCCUCACUAUGGGACAAUGAUUGUGACACCUGGUAUCACACAAGGCGCAAGUGAAAUUUCUAGAAUGUCUUACGUGACAGGCAACAUUGGCCCUUUGUCGUCUGGUGCAAACAUGGUUCGGCAGAACGCCAGCAUGGGUACCUUGCUUCCAGAAGAAGCUCCUGAUGAACAUGUGAACACAGUGCUGUCACUGGGGAUGAACCCUACACACCAUGAUCGCCCCAGAGCAUGCAGCAACAACCUCGUGAUAGACACAGUGGAAACAUCUGAAACCAACAGACGCUUGGCACCCCGUGCACCAGUGAAGGAGGUCGCAAAGAAACCAAAGUUCAGCUGCCCAGUCUGCUGGAACGAGCUGACCAAUGCGUCAUCGACCAUCUGCGGCCACAUCUUCUGCCAGAAGUGCAUCAAGGCCGCCAUCCAGGCUCAGAACAAGUGCCCGACCUGCCGUAAGACGCUUACCAUGAAGGGGUUCCACCCUGUCCACCUUCCGACGAUGGACUGAAGUGAUCCAGCCAUUCUGGGCGCAGCAGUGCCUCAGGCACCCGUGUUCUUCUCCUCGCUGGGAUUGCGGCGAUUCUAUCUGCGCAGGGUUGCCAUUACCAUUCAGUUUCCUGCCCCAGAUGUGUGACUGGUAAUGUCGUGAUUCGCAGUUUUUGAGAUGCCGUUACCAACCAGUAUGUAUCCCUAGCGCUAAAUAAUACCGUACUCUGUCCGUCUGGGUUUAAUAAGGUAUGUUGGUUUUGUUGUAAGUCAAACCGGUUUGAGUUCUAUGGAUACAAAUAUCAACAUUCGCAAUACCAAAUAAAAUAUCACCAGUUCUACCAUAAAA
Hordeum vulgare subsp. vulgare (domesticated barley) is the source of this 1506-nucleotide messenger RNA. Its product is annotated as probable histone acetyltransferase HAC-like 1. Bases 316 to 1179 code for a protein of 287 amino acids. Lineage: Eukaryota; Viridiplantae; Streptophyta; Magnoliopsida; Poales; Poaceae. The transcript is spliced from 5 exons. The record is from RefSeq and is a predicted model, not a curated record.